CGCGCCUCGGCUGCCGCUCCGCCCCGUGUGAGAAGAGUCCCCGUUUUGCGUAUCUUGAGCCGAGGAACGCCUGUGGACAGGCACUGUGAAUCAAUGGUGACUCACAAAGUGCCAGACCUGCCCACAUGUCUCGAGGAAGAACAUUCAUUAGGUGAAUCCAGCACGUCCUGUAAAGAAGUACUUAACACUAAUGACACGAAGAUGUCUGAAGUGUCCGAAGUCACGACUAAAGCUGACAUCAAACCAAAAUCUAUGCAUCGUGCCAAAAUAUGGUCAGAUGAUGUAGAGAACUUAUACAGAUUUCAGCAAGCUGGAUACAGAGAUGAGGUGGAAUACAAACAAGUAAAACAAGUUGAUAAGGUAGAAUGCUGGCCAGAAACUGGAUUUGUUAAGAAACUUCAGAGAAGGGACAAUACAUUCUAUUAUUACAAUAGGCAAAGAGAAUGUGAAGACAAAGAUGCACUCCACACUCAUGGAUCCCUUGAAAAGCCUAUCCAGUGUCCUCUCUCCUGGCUCCCUCAACCAGCCCUGGCUCAGACUUUGAGUCUUUUCCAGGGGAGGCACACAGCAAAGAUCUUAACAAAGUUUGGAAAACUGGAGAGGUGCCAGAGAACUGAUGGAGGGUCAACAUGAACCAAAAGAGAACUUAAAAGAGAACGAUACUAGACUGGAUAAACAGACUCUGAUGAGGAAUAAAUUAAUGAAGUAGUUACACAAAGACUCUCUCAAUAGAGGUUAAUAAGUAUUUUCCACUGUGCUUCACUGAUCACGCACGUCUGAUACAGACAAAGAGGAUACAGAGAUGUAAGACAGAUACAGAGCAGGCAGAGGUUUUGUUUCUGGAACAUUAUUUUACUGCCUGAAGACUAAACACUGUUUCCAAACACUGUCAUCAGUCUCAGCCCAGACUUAGCUGACUAUAAGCAGUGACUUGUGCUGUGCAAGACCCAGAGAUGAGAGUUCACACCUCUCACCUAGGCUGGAGCCCUCUGCCCUCAGACUCCGUGAAAUACAUAAACUUUAGUAAGAUAACAGCUCCCUUGUGCAAAUAGGAUUUGCAUGCAUGACUUGCUUUUCAAUUCAGAGGCUGUAGCCACUGCAGGUUUUGAAUUGCACAUGCCCAUGGAGAAGAAAAAAGCCUGCGGUUGGGGCAGUGCCAGCUGGAAACAUUUCAGCACAAGAGGCAGCAGUCUGGAUCUCAGGCAGAUGUUUUAGUCAGCCUCUGGCUAGCCAAUGUUUAAUGGAGCAUGUGCCUCAGGAACAUGGAGUUUUGUGAAGAAAAUCUUUUUCUCCUAGCUGUGCUUGGCUGACAGGUAGCCUUGAGGUGGCUUGGGAAGAUGGACGAGCCACACAGACCCUCGCUGCUCGUGGGAUGACCUCUCAAAGCGUGCUUGCUGUGGGCUAAGGUUUUCCGUCUCACCUCUCUGCAGAGAAUCACAAAAUCCUGCAUUUCGAGGUACUGCCAAAGGAGAACAUAUGCACAUAAUAAGGAAGGACAAAAAGGUGGAAAAUUUUCUUUUCUGUUCAUCCCACUUAAGUGGAAAACUUAAACGACAAGAUGGAAAUCCUGCAAAAUCAGGAGGUGGUACUGCUGUUCUGUGUCCUUUUGCUAUUCAAACUAGCUUUUUUCAUUUGAAGAUCAGUACAAAUGCAGAUUUCUCUGUGAUGUUCCUGCUACUCUUGGUGGGGUGACGGGUGAUGUCUGACUUGCAGAUGCAGCAGGUGAAGGGCUGUUUUGCUGUUCAGCUGGUGUGUAAACAGCGGUGACACACUGAGCUCUGUCCUCUGCUCUUCAAAGGGAUGUUUUGAAGCAGCCCCACAGCUGCUGCCCCACUUAAUGUCUGCCACCAGCUCAGAGGAGCAGUUGGUAAACUGCUUAUACAUCUAUCAGAACCCCAGGAGGGAAAUUUGCAUUAUAUAUGCAUACACGUGCAUAUAUUGAUGAAAUGUUAAUCUUUGUGAAGAUAUGUUUUCUCAAAAAUAAAAAAUAUUGAGGAAAUUUUUCUUUAAAUCUGUCAAACACUGACUCUCUGCUGAGA
This is a messenger RNA of Sturnus vulgaris (Common starling), 2039 nucleotides long. The record is from RefSeq and is a predicted model, not a curated record. Lineage: Eukaryota; Metazoa; Chordata; Aves; Passeriformes; Sturnidae.